AUUCCAAUGGAUACAGAGAAACCAAAGUUGAGUCUGAGACUUCUGAUUGAUAAGAAGAGAAACAAAGUUGUUCUGGCUGAAACUUGUAGGGAUUUUGUUGAUGUACUCUUCAGUUUUCAUACACUGCCAAUGGGCACCAUUGUCAGAUUGCUUGAUAAGCAUCACAAGUUGCAGCCAGUGAGCGUUGGGUGUUUCAACAACCUUUACAAAAGUGUUUCAGACAUGGACGUUCAUGAUUUCGAGACCGAGGAUUGCAAAAGUAUGUUGCUGUAUCCGAGGAGCACCAAGGAGAUCCAUUGUAGGAGGCUGAAGCUAAACAUCGAUGAUACUGAGGCCACAAAGUUCUUCGCAUGUCCAACUUUCUAUAAGGAAAAUUGUAAGCAGUACAGCAAUUUCAACACUUCGAGGUGUAGCUGUGGAGAUUUGAUGACAAGGACGGUUCAUGUUUCAGAAGAAGAGCAAGUUGGAGGGCCGAUAGGAAACGUUGAAGAUGGAGUGUUUGUUAGCUGUCGUUCCUCUUACAUUGUCACUGAUGAUCUGAGAGUGACAUUGAGCUCUCUUGGUGUGAUUGCAAAUGUACUCAAUGGACUUGGAUAUGCAGAUCUUGAUGACUUGCAGGAAAUCCAUCUAGAUGCUGGUUAUGAAGAGGUAUAUUUUUUACUAUGUGCUUACUCUAAUAAUCUAUUUGCUUCGGAAUUUCCGUUAACAAGCACAUUCCUUGGAAAACCUUUCAUGGUAAAAGGGUUUUCUACACAUGCAGUGAAAAGUGAGCAUGUAAAAGUAGGCCAUGAAUGUUAUGCGAAAUUAUUUGUUAGAAAGUGUGACAGGAAAAUUCUUUAUGCAGAGUGCAAUGAAGACUUUGUUGAUUCUCUUCUCACUUUUUUGGUUUUACCUCUUGAGUUGGCAUGGUCAUUAUCUAAUGCUGGUACCGUUUUGGGAUGUGUUGCAAAUUUGUGCCGAAGUGAGUGUAAGAGAGCUUCAGCUUCCACAUCCUGGGAGAUUCCUUAUUAUUAUACUUGCAGUAAACAGAUUCUUGAUAUUCCGCAUCAGCAAGGAGUGGUAUAUGAAUGUUUACGUCAAACUCUUUCGGGUGUUAAUUUGGAAAGGAAGGUUACAAGGCAUACAACAAGAACAAUUAUGAGUAUGAGGCCAAGGGAUCCAAAAGUGAAGUCCAAUACUCCUUCAAUACAUGGUACUGGAUUUGUGAAGAGAGAUACAAAGUUUAUCGUGUCAGACGAUCUGGUUAUUACUCCUAUGAAGUCAGCUUUAACCAUAGUUGUUUAUGAGAGUAAUAUCAACAUCAGUGACCUUGAGGAGCAUGGAAUUAGCAUUUCUAAAGCAGAGCUCAUCAGCAUUCUUAGAGCUUCCUUGAUCUCCCGUUCUGCAUUAACCAAUGGCCUAUCAAGCUUUCUUGCAAAGAAGCAGAAGAAACAGGUAUUCUCUACUGCAAAAACCAAUAUUCCCUAAAUCAUCAGCCAUUGUUUCUUAUGGUUGUUAUAAUCUGCUACA
Messenger RNA from Eutrema salsugineum, 1509 nucleotides. RefSeq lists its product as uncharacterized. NCBI's taxonomy places the organism in Eukaryota, Viridiplantae, Streptophyta, Magnoliopsida, Brassicales, Brassicaceae. The record is from RefSeq and is a predicted model, not a curated record. The transcript has 4 exons. The annotation marks the transcript as partial.